AUGCCUAAUCACGUUCCUCCAACAGGCAUUCGACGCUCGCGCCGAAUCGCAGAAAAGCGUGGAGAUGCUUGCACUGAACAAAGCCCACCACCCAUGCCAUCCGCGCCCCGACUGGAGGCCGAUACACCCCAAUUUGAUGGCCCACGCCCAGCUUGGGUGACGGGCCAAGAUACCCGAUCUGACACACUACCUGCCUCGCCUAAACGAGGUGCGGGUGGAACAGAGUUUGAGCCACGUGUGCUUCCUCCAUUGAGUCAACAUGCCAUCAAGCAUAUGCCGAUGAACAAGGGCACGCUUGGUAUGGGUCUCUCUUUUCCAAAGCACACAAGCAACAAGUCCUUGACUGAUACCACCCAAAGCAAAUCGUCCCGUUCUCCUCGAAAAAGUGUCUCAUUUCACGAAGUAGGAGAGAGGUCCUGUGAAGAUUCGUCCGACUUCGCCGCAACCCCCACCCCCUUAGCGCCGCGUAUUGGCACGCUCGAGUCCGGUCGUUUCUCUCCCCAUUCGCAGCCCGAGAAUGACGGCCUUCUUGUAUCAGAGGAUCAUGAGGAAGCAAAGGUGCCGCCUCGGCAUGUGUCCUCUCGCAUGCAGCACUCUGCAUCAAUACGACGCGAGGCACCUAUUCGGUUGGAUACCAUGCCGUCGGAUGGCGAUGUCAUUGGUCUUGGUAUCGACAUUCCCGAGAUACAAGAUCCUGUGGAAGGAGUUACUGCUUCGAUUAAGGGGAUGUCACUCGAAAAGGCGCCUUUGCGAGAGCGCUCAACGAAUGCUGGACCAAAACGAGUUCCAUUUGGAGAAAAACGCCUCACACAAGAUACCUUGAGAGACAAGAAGAUGCAGUCGAGUUUCAAGAUUUCGAGUCAAAACAAAGCCGAGGCUACAUCAACAGCUUCUACGAGCAAGUUUGUGGACGAAAAUGGACGUCCCAUCUCAUAUACCAUUCCUACGAAGCGAUACAUGCUCCCGUCGUGCCGCAAAGCACGUAGCAGCAUGUCUCAGUCAGCGAUGCAGCGUGAUCGUGUUAUGUUCUCUGUAUCAUACCAACAUGCCCACAAUCGCACAACAACACAACCUUCGAUUCAUAUCAACCAACAUUCUCGGCGAACCUAUGCUCUACGCUAA
Molecule: messenger RNA, 1122 nt
Organism: Malassezia restricta
Lineage: Eukaryota; Fungi; Basidiomycota; Malasseziomycetes; Malasseziales; Malasseziaceae
Exons: 1
Coding region: 1-1122 (373 amino acids)
Source: RefSeq, a predicted model, not a curated record